Molecule: messenger RNA, 4659 nt
Organism: Spirometra erinaceieuropaei
Lineage: Eukaryota; Metazoa; Platyhelminthes; Cestoda; Diphyllobothriidea; Diphyllobothriidae
Source: the annotation of a GenBank genome assembly
AUGUCCUACCUUCAACCGGAUCAUUUUGAGAAUGAGAAGAAGAACAUGGUAAGCAUUUAUUUUGUGACAUUGUUCGGACUAUUUUUGACAGUUUCUAGUGAUUUGGAGCAAUUAAUUUCUAAGUUUCUCCUGAAGCAAUUGCCUCGGUGCUUAAAGAUAGGCGGUCUAGUGUGAUGUAAUUGAUCGGAGUGGCAAAAAAGUUAAGGCCGCUUAUUCUAGUUUAUGUUUCCUGCCACAAACAUAGUUUAUAAGUCGUGGAUGCAUCUAUUUUGGUCUGAAGUCGUUUCGUUGCAUUUAAAUUGGAGCGUUUUCCGGCAACGAGGCCCCCGGCGCUCCAUGGAAAUAAGUUCCUGAAGGGACGUAGGCUGAUCGAGGCUUCAACUUCAAAGGGCGCCUAUGACUCGAUGAGUUCUCUUUCCCAAGAGACGCAAGACUUGCUCUUCAAGCCGCUCGGAGGUGUGACUACACACGUUGUCGAUUGUCAUCAAGAGGCUUGGUAUCCUAAAUAUCUAGCGUUGGGUACUUUUCCGUCAAUCGUAAUGUACCAGGUGUUGGCUGUAAAUGCGACGCUGUCAUUUAUACGAUUUAUAGAGCUCCAGUUCAGACGCACUAUCGACGCUCCAACAUGCACAGUGCAGCUUCUCAAUACAACCUGCCUAUUUUUCAGGAGCCGUGCGAGGUAAAGUGUGGACCUAACGCUUGCCGGAAGAUGGAACGUUUGAAUUACCUUAAUUAGCACCAGCAUACGGGCAUCUUCGCAAUUACUCACCCUUUGAGGAUAUUAAAUGUGACUGGUUGAAAGGGCUGGUAGUCUAUUGUUUAACCAGCCUUUGCCUGGCUCUAUCAUAUUUAAGGACUGAAACAUACGAUCGUGUAUCAAGAGAGCUGACCGACCAUUAGUUGAUUCAAGGCGAUAUCCACUCCAAAUUGUGCCCGUCACUAAGGGUUUUCAGUUAAGAUAUGAAAAGUGGUUAAAGCGUUAAACGUAUCACAUCGAACUUAUUUUUUAAAAAAAGGAUGAAGGAACAUGCGGAGUAGUUCGGAGUCGGUUUACUCUCCUAUUUUGCGGAUUAAUUGAAGAGGCGGCCGAACCAUUGGCGCUUCAUUGAAAACAUCUAACUUGUCGCCAGGUUGUUCGCGUAGUGAAGUUUCCGCCGCCCGUACUGGUUAAGAGGGUGUUGUUCGCGUAAUGAAGUUUCCACCGCCCGUACUGGUUAUGAGGGUUUUUUUUCGCGAAGUAGGUUACCCAAGUAGUCUCAUUCCUCGACUCUUACCGAAAGCCAGUGGGUCCUUGGUACAUGGACACAGUAUUAUGUGGUGGGGAUUGUCUUAAGAGCAAUUGGGCUGUGGUUUUAAGAGAACGGGGCUAUCAGUGUCGAGUCGAGAACUCCGCUGGCUAUCUUUAGCAAGUGGAAUUCGGGGUGUUAAAACCUCUCCUUAACAUCUCAGUAUGUAGCCCUAAUGAUGGAGGCUGAGGAGGAGGAGGAGGUUGUACUGAAGCAGCCACAUUGAAUCCAACCAGACAGACAGACGUCGUGUUUACCGCUCCGGCUGUCUGCAAAGUCAGGAGCCUUGUCAACAGAAAUGUGCACAAGUGCAUUCAUACCACCCCUCCCCCUCUCCGGUAUUUCGGACUUCAAAGCGGGCGUGAGUAAAUCUACAGAACGGUACAUGCACUAGGAGUUCUGUCUAGGCUCGAAAGCACUUGAGGUAUGCUAAUCAGCGUUUGUUUGUGUGGGCGUCUGCUUGCAUAACUCUGUCCUCGUGUGUUAAAUGAACCUAAUUAAUCAUCCUCGGGUGUGGCCGCUGCUGUGACGCUACUGUCUCCAGACCUACUUUUUCAUUGAGCGGUUUAUGGGGGGGAAGGAGGAGGAGGAGGUGGCGGCUGCCUAGCUCCGGCUCUGACUGAGACGGCGCCCCCCGUUGAAGGUGUGAUGUCUGGCUCGUCAGUCGCGGUUGGGCUUUCAAAAAGCGCCCCCAGACAGCCCGGACACGCUCUAGCAGUCGCUUCCGGCCUCUCUGUGACGACAGCGGCGUCGUCUGGUAGAAACCAGUCUCAGCGACUCUGAAGAAGAUCAAAGCGGUUACUUAAGCGACAGACGCCAAUCCCCCCCGGUUAUUACUCAGUACCCCGGUGAUGGUUAAUAAUGCUUGCAAGAAAUGGUCUAGCGGAAUCCAUCCUCUGUGGUGACUGUGCCUUGGUCACCGUGGUCACAGCCUGCGUUGUGCGUGGACAUGUGUGUUAUCCACUGAACUCUGCACAUUUUCCAGCUCUUAGUAGUCCGACCUUCUAAUCUGGAGGUGACACGAAUGAGACGCGGUGCCAAUGAAAAAAUAAAGGUGACAGAACACAGGGAAGACAUUCUGGUGACCUCUUUGCUGUUUGUUAUCACCGGAGUUGGGCUUCACAUCUGAUUCUCAUGCGUUUUUCAGGACAGCGCAGGACUUUCAGAGCUGUUAGUUCAGAGUGGAUAGGGAGCAGUUUCUGGUGAAAUUCCUGUAGCCCUUUUGUUUUGGACCCACACUCUGCGUAUCUCACAGGAUUGGAUGUUGGCUUAGUAGCGAAAAUUCGGAUAAGUACUGUGCUUCCUUCUAUUACUUUCGACUAAGGCACAUGCCCUCUGCCCACGGGAUACAUGUGCGUAAACUCGUAAAGAUUUCGGUCCUCGGACCUCCAAACUCCCUAGCCGAGGGCUUAAUCUGUUUUCUGGUUGUGGUUUUAUUUCACCAGACCGAGAUUUACGUCAUUUUCCCCUCUGAUCCAUCAGUGAAAUUUAUUGAAAGACAUAAUCACUGUGGUAACCUUCCGAUCCACUGCAAAACGUUGUCAGAUUUAAGCGCGACCUCUGCUGUCGGUAGAUUUAGCGGAUGACUGAAAAAUCUAGUUUGACAUGAUGCUGUCGGAAGUUGACUAUCCGCCAAAUCCGCGGACUUUUCCCUCUCUUUUUUUAUACAGGACUGUUUCUCCGCUUUUACACUGAGAGGUGCCGACUGGAAUUAAAUGCUGUUCUCUCGCGUUCUCUGUUUUAGAGUGAUUUUCUCAGCCAGAAUCCGCUCGUUAUGCUCGCCCGUACAUGUCAGAAUAUUGGUCUCGAGCACCACAAGUCUUCUGAACGCUCUAAACUAUCUUCCCCCUCCUCGGCGGCUAGCGGUCCGUACAAAUCCUAUUCAAAUUCUCUGGGAGAAUCCAGUCUGUUCUCCAUGAGUCAAUCAACAUCCCCGACUGUAUCCGGUGUUUCGAAGACGCGUGUAAGCCUCAGCGCUACCCAUCGUUUCAGUCCACCGGUGAGAUUCUCGUCACCCAGUAGCACCGGCACCACCACUACAACCGCCACCUUCCUCCCCCCAAGUCCUUCCGCGGUUGCAAAUAACAAAGAACACGGCCUCAAGUCCCUGAGCGGUGACGAGGCCGACCUUCAAACGCAUCCAUCCUCUGAUUCACUCAUUCAAUUGGCCCGUCUCUCCUCAAGCCUUAAACUGCCGGGUGACCGCCAGAAGAGGAACAAACCGCUGGAAUCCCGUCUGCAGACGAAUUACUGUCGCCAGCAGAAGCGUGUGCGACGUCAAUCCUUCAGUAGGCCGUCCAGCGGCACUGCUGCAACCUCCAAGCCAAUUGACUUUACACUCCACCCUACUGCCAUUGCCAGUCAACGCCGUUCCAACACCUCCACGCCAUCCACACCCUCCUCUGUCUCACCCUCUUCCCUGCGUUCCAGCCCACCGGCCCACUCUACCUCCCCCUUCUCCAUCAGGAACGGCACCAUGCUGGACAUCACCUCAACUGCCGGCACAGCAGUCCCAGCCCCUCCCUCCUCGUCUGCCUCCGCCACCAGCUGUUUGGAGAUGUUCUACACGGUGGGCAACGCACUCGGUGCACCUCCAGAACGCCUUCGUGAGCUUCUUGUCACUGUGGCUCAGGCGCUGAUGGACCGUUCCCAGUCCACCGAAACUCAUCGGCCUCCUGCCACCUCCUCUGCGUCCCCUGGGCUACUCUUUGAGGGCAACGAAGGCACUCGUAGCUCACAGUCCCUCUCCCAACCCCAACCUAAUCAGCAGCUGCGCUCGCAGCAGCAGCAGCAGCAGCCAAAUGGACUUAUUGGUCCUGGCAGUUCUAACAACGAUCCCAGUACUCAGUGUUUGUACUGUGGCCUAGUGUGUGCGGAUAUGAAUAGCCUAGUGCAACACAUAUACUCCCACCUGGCCUCUCUGCACAGCCAGUCCUCAAAACCAUCGGAACCCCAGGCCCUAUCUCAUCUACAGCCACCGACAGUCGCACACUCCACAGGAAUGCCAGCUGCGGCGGUGCCUUCGAUUUCCACAGCUCUUCCUUCUUCCUCCUCCUCCCCCUCCUCUUCCUCCCCAUCCUCCUCCUCCUACUGUUCCUCUACUGCCUCUUCCACCGCCUCUUCCUCGCUGCCUACCAUGGUCAAUCCGAUUUUCGAAAUGGCAGUCAACUAUGCCCGCUACCUUCAAAAAAUGCCCUCUUCACUGGUAGACCAAUCCGCUGUCACUGCGACCCCGGAACUUUUGGUACCCACCCCAGCGGUAACCGCCACCCAACCGGAUCCCAACGCCCUCUUUCUGGCCUGGCUGAACAUCUUUCGUCCAUCCUGUGCGACGGAGGCCCUGACAGCGGCCACUGCACAUCGGUUUGGCUGA